Brassica napus (rape) is the source of this 1346-nucleotide messenger RNA. RefSeq names its product putative Myb family transcription factor At1g14600. NCBI's taxonomy places the organism in Eukaryota, Viridiplantae, Streptophyta, Magnoliopsida, Brassicales, Brassicaceae. Gene Ontology annotation, molecular function: DNA-binding transcription factor activity; DNA binding. The transcript has 6 exons. The record is from RefSeq and is a predicted model, not a curated record. The coding region runs from base 188 to 985 and encodes 265 amino acids.
GACAGUCAUCUUUUAGAAAGAGCCAAAACCAUAUCAGAAAAAAAAACUCUUUUAAUCCAAACCAUACCCAUGUACAAAUCCUCUCUCUCUUUCUUCCCUCAAAAUUCUUUUUUUCUUGGGUUUAAGGAAAUUUUAGAUCUUGUUCUUGAGGGGUUUUAGGGUUCUUGGGACUAAUUUUUUUUUAGAAAUGGGUAAGCGUGGUGGGAAAAAUGGUAACGAAAACUAUGACGGCGUUGGUUUUAAUGGUCAAGGAGGCAGUGGAGUUAGGUCAUACGUACGGUCUCCGGUGCCUAGACUCAAGUGGACGCCGGAUCUCCACCGUUGUUUUGUUAACGCCGUCGAUAUGCUUGGUGGCCAACAUCGAGCUACUCCAAAGCUUGUUCUUAAGAUGAUGGAUGUAAAGGGACUCACCAUUUCACAUGUCAAGAGCCAUCUUCAGAUGCAUAGAGGUUCUAAACUCACUUUGGGUAAACCAGAGGAAAACUCUUUAUUUUCAAUAAGAAGACAAGACACCGAAGAGGAUUAUCUUCAGGACUACUUGUCUUUACACACAAGGAAUGAUUGUCCUACGGGUUUUCACACCUUUUCUCUUUCUUCACAUUCUUCUCUUAGAAGAGGAAGAAGAAAGGGGCAUACUUCAGAGUCUCGUGGUGGAGAUGAUGUUGAUGACUCUCUUCACAUCAUGAACAUGAAGACGAACGGAACGACGACGUUUCCAUCACAUCAUUUCCACCAGAAUACAGAGAAGGAGACAAACCCUUGGCAUGAACACGAACACGAACAUAAACAUGAACAUGAAGAAGAAGAACUGUCGUUGUCCCUGUCGUUGAAUCAUCAUCAUUUGAGAAGCAACGGAUCAUCAGUGAGCGAAACAAGUGACGCGGUCUCCACAUGUUCAGCACCAUUCGUCAACAAAGAUUGCUUCGGUUCUUCACCAAAGAUUGAUCUCGACCUUAACCUUUCAAUUUCUCUCCUUGGCAGCUGAGACCACGAAUUAAAUCUUUAUUUAUUAGAUUAGUUGUAGUGAAACAUCAUAAUCUUUUGUUAAACUACUAGGAUUUCUUGUUUUCCAAAGAUUUAAAGUCAGAAUCGACAAAAUUUUGAAAAUAAAUUUUGAAGUUACGUAUACAUCAAACUGAAACCCAAAAUGUAUAAAACAAUAAUGAAUCCAAACCGAAAAUAAAACAAACAUAGCCAUAACUUACAUCUUAAACAAAACAUGCAAGUUGGAUCCUUUGUCACGGAACAUGAGAGGCUCACUAGUAGUAGUUCUUCACUCACUUUUUUGGGUACUUGGAGAAUUUUUUUCGGAGGAUUGGUAUAGCUACUUAGACAGGUUCGUAAAG